Molecule: messenger RNA, 1335 nt
Organism: Labrus bergylta (ballan wrasse)
Lineage: Eukaryota; Metazoa; Chordata; Actinopteri; Labriformes; Labridae
Source: RefSeq, a predicted model, not a curated record
GGGAGGGGCUGGUCCUCGCGCUGGGCUUCGGUCUGCAGCUCCGUCCAGCUUCCUGCCCGCUGCUGCUGCUACUACAAACGAAGGAUCAUGUGCCUCUCUCUCCGGCUGUGUGAGGGCAGAGCACCAGGAAGUCAUUCUCUGUUUCCUCUCCUCCUCUUCCACCUGACAGCCCGUCUCACCUCCAUCUUUCCUUCGCGGAUGUUAGCGCUCUGAGAGCCGAGAGAGAAGAGAGAGCCUCCCAUCUCCUUCCUCCUCCUCCUCCUCCUGCCGCCGGAGAGAGCAGCUCAUGGAGGCCCCGGUGGAGGAGAAUGAGCCGUCCGUCGAACAGUCCCUGCCUCUGCCCACCCUGCGCCCGGCUGUGCCCCCUUACGUCACCCUGGGCCUGACUGUCGCCUACACCGUCUUCUACUCCGUCCUCUUCAUCUUCGUGUACGCGCAGCUGUGGCUCGUCCUCCGGUACCGACACAAGCGGCUCAGUUAUCAGACGGUGUUCCUGUCGCUGUGCCUGCUGUGGUCGGCCCUCCGCACCCUCCUCUUCUCCUUCUACUUCAGGAACUUCGUGACAGCCAACACUCUGGCUCCCUUCCCCUUCUGGCUGCUCUACUGCCUCCCUGUGUGCCUGCAGUUCUUCACCCUGAGCCUCAUGAACCUUUACUUUGCACAGGUUGUUUUCAAGGCCAAGUCCAAAUAUGCACCUGAGCUCCUGAGAUACAGGCUGCCUCUGUACCUGGUCUUCCUCUUCCUCAGUCUGCUCUUCCUGGUGGUGAACUUGGUGUGCGCUCUGCUGGUGAAGACGUCGUCUGCAGACGUUCACGCCAUAGUGCUGGUCAGGGUGACCAUCAACGACACGCUCUUCGUCCUGUGCGCCGUCUCGCUCUCAGUGUGUCUCUACAAGAUCGCCAAGAUGUCCCUCGCCAACAUUUACCUGGAAUCCAAGGGGACGUCAGUGUGUCAGGUGACCGCCAUUGGAGCCACCGUCAUCCUCCUGUAUGCGUCGCGAGCGUGUUACAACCUGCUCGUCCUCGCGCUCGCCAACAAGAGCAUCAACUCGUUUGACUACGACUGGUACAACGUGUCCGACCAGGCCGACCUGCAGUCGACUCUCGGGGAUGCCGGCUACAUCGUGUUUGGCGUGGUCCUGUUUGUGUGGGAGCUUCUCCCCACGUCACUCGUCGUUUUCUUCUUCAGAGUUCGACAGCCGAACCAGGACCGGAGCGGCGCUGGUCUGCCUGGUCACGUCUUCUCUUCGAGGUCGUACUUCUUCGACAACCCGCGGCGCUACGACAGCGACGACGACUUGGCGUGGAGCGUCAUGCCUCAGAACAUCCAGGCCAG